Molecule: messenger RNA, 549 nt
Organism: Kuraishia capsulata CBS 1993
Lineage: Eukaryota; Fungi; Ascomycota; Pichiomycetes; Pichiales; Pichiaceae
Exons: 3
Coding region: 1-549 (182 amino acids)
Biological process (GO): anaphase-promoting complex-dependent catabolic process; protein ubiquitination; positive regulation of mitotic metaphase/anaphase transition
Cellular component (GO): anaphase-promoting complex; nucleus
Molecular function (GO): ubiquitin protein ligase activity; cullin family protein binding; zinc ion binding
Source: RefSeq, a predicted model, not a curated record
AUGAAGAUCAAGAUCAACAACUGGCAUGCUGUCUAUGCCUGGCAUUGGGAUGUUUCCGAGGACGAGGUUUGCGGUAUAUGUCGCGUAUCUUUCGAUGGAACCUGCCCUGCUUGCAAAUUCCCAGGCGACGAUUGUCCUUUGGUUGUUGGUGAAUGCCAACACUCGUUCCACAUGCACUGCAUACUGAAAUGGCUGGAGACUCCAACCGCAAAAGGUCUUUGUCCAAUGUGUAGACAAGCAUUUACGGUCAAAGGGGAUCAUGUGAACUUCCAGAUACCUGCUGUUCCUCGUGACGUCAACAGCGAUGCGGGCUCGAAACAUCGAAAUCGGAUCGCGAACUGCGGAUCUCUUUUGGUAAAUUUACGCUUUGCAAAUCGGAUAACUGCUGAUUCGAUAAUUGGAUCUGCUGAAGAAAUACCGAAGUGGACAACUUGGGACACCCCAGAUGGCUGGCCACUAGGUCACCAUCACCUUGCAUUACAUCGCACUUGCAUGGCAGCACAACAAGUCUGUGCUGCUCCCGUCGCUUUAAAAACAUUAAAAGAAUAG